AAGCUUCCAAGAUGGCAGCGUCUGAGAAGCGGACGGCUAAGGAAGGAGGCAGGGGUCACUACGAUAGCCACUCCUGCAAGGCUGCAGUCUCCACUCAGCGACAGCCCUCACCGCCCCUAUUGCAGGUCCCACACCCGGCUCCAGACCACCUGCCUCAAAACAACACACUGCCUAUCAUAGCCAUAGAGAACAUACUCAGCUUUAUGUCCUACGACGAAAUUAGCCAGCUCCGCCUGGUUUGUAAAAGAAUGGACUUGGUCUGUCAAAGAAUGUUGAAUCGGGGUUUCCUGAAAGUGGAGAGGUACUGCAAUCUAUGUCAGAAGCAAAUUAAAGCACAACUGCCAAGGAGAGAGUCAGAAAGGAGAAAGCAUUCUUUAGCUGGUCAUGCAUACAUCCUUGCUGUCGUGGAAAUGAGGCUGUCACUGCUAAAUAUGACUUUCAUGAAGUAUGUGGAUUCCAACCUCUGUUGCUUCAUCCCAGGAAAGGUGAUUGAUGAGAUUUACCAUGUAAUAAGAUACGUCAACUCUACCAGAGACUCUCUGCGAGCCCAUGAAGUACUACAAGAAUUGCGGGAUAUCACCUUCAUGGCGAGGAAGUACUUCAAUGAGAAGAUUGUUCCUAUCCUGAAGAGGAAAUUGCCAGGAUCAGAUGUGUCUGGAAGACUCAUGGGCUGUCCUCCAGUUCCUGGACCAUCUGCAGCCCUGAUAACAAUGCAGCUCUUCUCCAAGCAAAACCCUUCAAGACAAGAGGUUACCAAACUCCAGCAACCGGUUAAAACCAACGGUGCUGGCAUGACUGUCCUCAGGCGUGAAAUUUCUGAGCUCCAAGCCAAAGUGCAAGAACAGCAGAAACAGCUUCAAGACCAAGAACAGAAACUGCUAGAGCAGACCCAGAUCAUAGGUGAACAGAACGCACGGUUGGCAGAGCUGGAACACAAGCUCUGAGAAGUCAUGGAAAGUGCAGUAGGAAUAUUUUCAGGGUCUGGGCAGAGUGAGGAGUCUCCUCAGAAGUGAAGGAAGGCAACAGAAACCAUAGACUCUCUUAGGAAAUCCAAAUGACUUCAGAAUAGAAAGUAAAUUGGAAUGUGGCUGUAGCUCCAGAGGAAGACAUCCAUGGUUGGGAGUUUAAGCAGUUAUUCCUGUUAGGAGGCUGGAGAAACAAAGCUUCCCUUAAGCUUCCAAGUGAGAACACAGCUUACACGUGGCUCUUGAAGUUGGCGUCCUUCUCGAGCUUCUCUGGUGGAGCCCAUGUACAGAAUCUCCUUACUUUGCAAUACACCUGUACUAACCAGACCCGUGCUAUCAUGUUUGGGACCCAAAGUUUUUCCUUUAGGUCCUGCAGGUGAUGUGUUAACUUUGUUUGUUUCAGCAUAUAUGCACAUUACAUACCCCUUCUUGACAGACUAAAAAAUAAGUUUAAUACAUAAAAUGUCCUGUUUACUUGAAAGAAAAAAAAUCUACUUUUUAAAUGGACACUAUCAUUUCUUUUUAAGUUGACUUUUUGUUUGUUAUAAAUGAUCUUUGUCUGGAAUGUCUGAGAAGUAGUUAAUAAUUUGGCAUUGAAGUGAUGGGUAACAAAAAGGGCUACAUAGUGUUGAGUGUAGCAGGGGCUCUACAGUAUUAUCUAUUUUUAUAAACUACUGGCAAGGGGUGUUUCCACUUGCUAAAUACAUGCUUUCAGCUUUCUUGGGGGCCAUGCCCUACAUUUGCAUGGAUGGAUGAAUGCAUUGCCUGGUCAACACAUUUCACAGCUCUUGCACUGGUGUUGAUCAUUUAUUAGUUUAAGCGCUUAACAUGGUCCCCUGCAGCAGCUUGCCUGUAGGGGGAGAAUCAUCAGUCCUGUCUGUUUGUCCUCUGGUUUUGCAGACACAAAAGACUGUAAAGUCCAUUGAUGUGUCUUUUCUCUGUAGGGUUCAGGUACACUGGCUAAGACAGAACCCCAUAUCCAAGCCUCUUUCUGUAGAAGUCAGACCUCUGGGUAGUAGGCAUGAUCCUGACUUGUCACUGUGCUCAUAGGUCAGUCACGACUGAAUAGGGACCCAGCUGAAGGAAAAAGUUCAUUGAAGAAAAUUGUACUGUGAGAAAGCAGUUUCAUCAUUUCAUUUCUGGGGCAUGAACUCAUUUUCUCAGCAGGUCUGUCUCACUUUUGCAAUCCUAAGACAUAGCCACAUCACUGUAGCCUUGGAGGUGACUUGUUGGGCAUUCGGAGCUUGACUUUAUCAGUCUACUGUUCUGGUAGAGGACGACUUUCUUAAGCAUCAAAGUACAGGCUUUAAAAGUCCUUGUGCAUCAAAGAAAUGAUCCUCAAAUUACUUCUUCAAUAAUUUAUUUCUCAGAAUUUUUUCUCAAACUCCAUCUAACUACCCUAAAUGUAAUUGCUAGUCUUCCAUUAGUUACUGUGCAUGCAUGGCUUUCAUAAUGAAUACUCAUGGUAAGAAGGGACAUGUCUGCUGGACGCACUUGCGAUCUCCUGCCCAUCAGAUUGAGUCGUACUUGUUCAAUGAGUAUCUGUAACUAGGUAUAAAGUACUACAGCUCACUUGGCUUAAGCUUUACUCGGAGUAGCUAACACAUGUUAGGAAGUUGUCUUCACCUUUCAACACAGUUCUUUGGGAUAACAUAGCAGCAUUUAGAGUUUUCCAAAUCAUGCAUUAUAUUAAUAGCUAAAAACUGACUUGUCAUGGGAAAACUUAAGCAGCCUCCUGAGAGAGACCUCUUGCAUUUCCAAGCAGAAGCUUACAUGCUUGCUGUAGGUGGUUUACAGCAGCUUUCAUAAAAUGUUCCACGUAAAAGCGAUUCCUCUGUUUGAAUGGGUUAUCCCCAUGUAUGAGUUUACCCAAGGUACACACUACUCACAGGCAUACAAACAUGACGAGACAUGCAUGGGAGAUGAAGAGGAUUGGCCCCUGUCCUGUAGAGCCCUACUCACCUUCUACAUAGACUGCUCAACUGGUUUCCAACCUAUGAGGGUUACAGAAAUUGUUCAAGCUUCCCUUCUGAUGUGGAGAGCCUAGAGGUAAUGGGGCAAUUAGCAAUAACCCUAAUGUUGUAAAGACUGUUGGGGUGCCCCAGAUUGAAAGCCAAUAAUUUGGAAACAACUUAUUUUGUAAAACAUGGAUUUUUUUUUGAGUACUUAACUUCACAGGGGCUUGCCUUAAUUUAGUAGUUUCAAGAUGUAUGCACUAAU
Cricetulus griseus (Chinese hamster) is the source of this 3185-nucleotide messenger RNA. Lineage: Eukaryota; Metazoa; Chordata; Mammalia; Rodentia; Cricetidae. The record is from RefSeq and is a predicted model, not a curated record.